Messenger RNA from Rotaria socialis, 1104 nucleotides. Lineage: Eukaryota; Metazoa; Rotifera; Eurotatoria; Philodinida; Philodinidae. The record is from the annotation of a GenBank genome assembly.
AUGGCUUUAAAUACUUCGUCAAUUAGCCGUCUUAUGCAUGGAAACAUUGAUGAUUUACCAUUAGUAUUACAGGAUAUUCAUCAAUUAAAUGGUGAUGUUAAUGGAGUUUUUUGGGCCCGCCUCAAACUGUCUGACGGGGAAAAUGAUUACCGAGGUUUUGUCAUCGAUAUCUCAUUAUUGAAUGCACUAAACGUAGAUAUAUUUGCGAUCGUUCGUAUUGAGAAGCUCAUCGUGUUGAAACAUCCUCAGGGAAAAUAUGUUCUACAAGUAAUAGAGAUGCAUCUGAUUUCACACGAAGAGAAGUGCAUUGCUAAUUCGCAGGCAUAUCCAUCGCACCCAACGCAAACUUCGACUAUUAUAUCAACAGAACAAAAUUCUCAUGACUGUACUGUCUCUUCAGGGACGGAUCUGUCGAUUCUUGAAUCUCAAAAGAUUCCAAUAGUUCAACUUUCAGCACCAACUUCGAAGAAUAUUGUUAUAGAAGGCCGUGUUAUUCGCAAGAGCGAACUUUGCAUAUUUGCAAAUGGCAAGGGAAAAGUUUUUACCUUUGACAUAGCUGAUUUUUCAUCUGAAAUUCGAUGCAAAGCUUUUAAUUAUAUCACAGAAAUUUUCUUUGAAGCGAUUGCUGUUGGCCAGGCUUACCAACUGCGUCAUUUUGUUACACAACGAAGUAACAGACAGUAUAACCAUUUAUCUCAUAAUUUUGAAAUAAGUUUAACGACGGAUUCUGUUGUUCAACCAAUUUGUAGUGAUUUGUUUCAAAACUUGAAUACUUCUUUCAAUGUUGUUAAAAUUUCCAGCAUUUCUUUAAGCGAUGUCGGUAAAUGCGUCGAUCUAUCAGUUACAAUAAACUCGAUCGGUGACAAUGACUUUAUUUACGUUCAAAAAAGGAAUAGUUUUUUUCAUCGACGUGUUGUUAUGGUGUCGGAUGAUAGUAGUGAUGCUACGAUAGUAUUUUGGGGUGACUUAGCCAAAAGCUUUUCAGCACAAAUCAAUCAAAAUAUUCUAUUAAGAGAAUUGCUGGUUCAAUGUUUCAAAGGUCAACUGCAAUUUGCAACAACGAACAUAACUCUUGUUUCUUUGAAUAAUAAAGUUAUUGUUUGA